AUGACGACAGAAGAUAAUUAUCUCGAAGUUGUAGAAUUAAAUGUAGGUGGUGUAACAUAUGCAACAACAUUAGCUACAUUGCGUCAAGCUGAGUCAGAUUCACCACUUGCAACAAUAACAUCAACAACAUUUGGACGUGAUAGCAAAAAUCGAAUAUUUAUUGAUCGAGAUGGUGUUCUUUUUCGUUAUAUAUUAGAUUAUUUACGAAACAAGAGAUUAUCUUUACCGGAAAAUUUUUCUGAGCGUGAUCGACUUCGUCUUGAAGCCGAUUAUUAUCGUCUGGCUAGUAUGAGUCGAGCAUUAGGGCAAAAUCAUCCAUAUCUUAAUUCGAAUGGAAAACAUCUUAAUGAAAAUAUAACUCAGAUGACAUCAACAACGAAUGCACUCGAUCUCAAUUCAUCAUUAACUAUUUCACGACAGCCAGUAUCUCGCUCUAAUAGUGGAUAUAUUGUUGUCGGUUAUCGAGGUACUUUUGCUUUUGGUCGAGAUGGUUUAGCUGAUGUUAAAUUUCGAAAAAUUUCCCGUAUACUUGUUUGUGGUCGUGUUCAUCUUUGUCGUGAAGUAUUUGGUGAAACAUUAAAUGAAUCACGAGAUCCAGAUCAUGGUCAAACUGAUCGAUAUACAUCUCGAUUCUUUCUUAAACAUACAUUUCUUGAACAGGCAUUCGAUUUACUCAGUGAAGUUUCAUUUUUCAUGGUUGGCUGUGCAGCAAGUGGUUGUAGUAGUUCAACUAGUGAAAUAGGAAAACAGACUGAUAAUGAAGAAAACCGUUGGCUGCAUUAUAAUGAAUUCGUCUUCUAUCGCAGUUGA
Molecule: messenger RNA, 810 nt
Organism: Rotaria socialis
Lineage: Eukaryota; Metazoa; Rotifera; Eurotatoria; Philodinida; Philodinidae
Source: the annotation of a GenBank genome assembly